Uranotaenia lowii is the source of this 838-nucleotide messenger RNA. Its product is annotated as phosphomevalonate kinase. Lineage: Eukaryota; Metazoa; Arthropoda; Insecta; Diptera; Culicidae. The record is from RefSeq and is a predicted model, not a curated record. Gene Ontology annotation, biological process: isopentenyl diphosphate biosynthetic process, mevalonate pathway; cholesterol biosynthetic process. Gene Ontology annotation, molecular function: phosphomevalonate kinase activity. Bases 91 to 642 code for a protein of 183 amino acids. The transcript has 2 exons. Gene Ontology annotation, cellular component: cytoplasm.
CGCUCAACAAGUUAUUAGGUUUUUAUUGCAGUACGUACCUGUAUAGUAUAGUUGCCGUUUUGAAUAGUACUUAACUUUGGGUAGAACGAAAUGACCAACCCUCGUGUAGUUCUGCUGUUUUCGGGGAAACGGAAAUCCGGCAAAGACUACCUAACGGAGCGGUUACUUGAAAGAUUGUCGACGCAGCGGGCCCAAAUCAUCCGCAUCUCGGAACCCAUCAAGCGGAGCUGGGCGGAAAAGUUGGGUCUGGAUCUCGGGCAGCUGCUGAGCGAUGGACCGUACAAGGAAAAGUACCGGCGGGAGAUGAUCGAGUGGAGUGACGAGAAGCGGUCUCAGAAUCCGGGGUUUUUCUGCAAACGUGCCUGUAUGCAGCUGGACCGGGAGAUCUGUAUCGUGAGCGACAUCCGACGGAAGACUGAUAUCGAUUAUUUCAGAGAAACUUUCGGAGAUAGGGUUCGAACGAUCCGCAUAGUGGCAUCGGAUGCCACCAGAAUAAGUCGGGGUUGGCAGUUCCAAUCGGGGGUGGACGAUGUGCAAUCAGAGUGUGAUUUGGACGAUUUCACCGGGUGGGAUUUGUUGGUUGAAAAUGAACCGGGUAGUGGGGUGGAGAAGAUUUUGAGCAGCAUUGAGGCCUUGUUAUGAAUCUCGUGGACGGUUUCUCGGAGGCAUAUUUUUAGAUAGGUGGUUCAAGGUAUUUCUCUAUAAUAAUUUUCUCCAAAGCUACGCUUAGUCUUAUUAUAUUUAUUUUGCAUCAUCAUUGUUAAGACAUAAAUAAUAAGAAAAUAUAUUUAGUCAUUUACCCUCUUGGUUUUUUCACGGGUCAAUAACGUUGUGUUUA